Molecule: messenger RNA, 804 nt
Organism: Saccharomycodes ludwigii
Lineage: Eukaryota; Fungi; Ascomycota; Saccharomycetes; Saccharomycodales; Saccharomycodaceae
Gene: PLP2
Product: Plp2p
Exons: 1
Coding region: 1-804 (267 amino acids)
Biological process (GO): protein folding
Cellular component (GO): cytoplasm
Source: RefSeq, a predicted model, not a curated record
AUGCAAAACGCUAACAAUGAACCCAUGUUUCAAGUCACUGUUGAUGAAGCAGAAGAUACUGAAUGGAAUGAUAUUUUAAGGGCAAAGGGUAUUAUACCAGAAAGAGAACCUUCACCAACCCAACAAUUAGAAGAGGCCUUGGAGGAGGCCUUAAAAAAACAACAUGAGAAUAGACUAGAAGAUAAAGAUUUAAGUGAUUUGGAGGCACUUGAAGAUGAUGAAGAUGAAGAUUUUUUAAAUUUUUAUAAACAAAAAAGAAUUGCCCAACUAAAAAAAAUGCAAGAGAAAUCCAAAUUUGGGGAAGUUUUCCAUAUAAACAAGCCUGAAUAUAACGAUGAAAUUACUUUGGCCAGUAGCAAAGACGAAAGUUUGUACGUUUUGGUUCAUUUAUCAUUAACCAGCAAGUUACAAAGUAGACUAUUAAGUAAUAUUUUUGAAAUUGCCAGUAAAAAGUAUCCUGAAUUAAAGUUUGUCGAGAUCUCGGCUAAUAGAGCAAUUGAAAAUUAUCCUGAAUCUAACUGUCCAACCUUAUUAAUAUAUCAUAAAGGCGAUGUUAUCAAGAACCUAGUAACGCUAUUAGAAUUAGGGGGAAAUGACACACGUUUAGAAGAUUUUGAAAGUUUAAUGGUUAAAGUUGGUUGUGUAGAUGAAAAGGAUCCUAGAUUGCUUAUUAACCAAGAAGAUGAUGAACGAAGAGAAGAAAAACAUUUGAAAUUUGCUAAUAAAAAAGUUAUAAGGUCAGGUAAUAAUAGUAAAUUAAAUCUAGGUAUUGGAAAAGAUGAUGAGGAUGAUUUUUUUGAUUAA